UGCUUCUUUCUCUCCGCUCUUUCUUCUCUCUCUCGCGUGUCAACAACGAGAGACGGGCCCCUCCACCUUCCCCUUCUGAUAUCAGCUCCCUCCAGAUCGGCGCCGCGCGAUUUUUCGCCGAAUUCGCAGCUUUGCUUAGUGUCCACCCGAUCGGCAGACCAUUAGGCCGCUCAUUAAGCUGUCAGCGUUCGGUGACGUCACACGUGCUCGCCGGCGAUUGUCACCUUUGAAAAAUGACCCGACGCGUCUUGGCUGCUGAAAUGUGAUUUUAUACCUGCGCUUAAUUUUUUUCCCUCUUCAAAUUGUCACUCGACGCACGGAGACAGACAGGCAGCGCUCGUUAGUCGUCGUUCAGUGUGUGUGGUCCGGCCCCCGCUGCUGCCGCCCCCGCGCCGCCUCCGGGCCCAUGCUACGCCUCACCAUGGAGGACGGCUUCUCGGCGGCGUCUCGGCCCGCAGCGUGCUCGGCGGUCGCCGCCACCGACUUCAGCAUCGCCGCUAUUAUGGCGGUGCCCCGCGGUGUGGCACCCCCGUCUGCCAACCCUGCAGCCCCCUCUGGCAAUCUCGCGCCGCUCGAAAAGUUCGUGUUGGACUCUCGUCGCAAGUCUCAAUCUCGGUCACCGGCCAGCGGCGAAGAUGGCAGGGACAGUCCGGCCGAGAUCAGUUCGUCCACCUCAGACACGCCGGACAAGUCGAGUAAAGCGGGUAGCGAACCGGCCAAGUCGCCGUCGCCGGUGGCCAAAGUGAACCCCCAGCUGCAGGAAAGGUGCAACUGCGAGGAGCUGCAGCACGUCAUUUGCCACCUGGAAACGAAGGAGCUGUGGGACAAAUUCCACGACCUGGGCACCGAGAUGAUCAUAACCAAGACUGGAAGACGGAUGUUUCCCACCGUGCGGGUGUCCCUGAGUGGGUACCUGAGACCUGACGCGAGGUACGCGGUCCUGAUGGACAUUGUCCCCGUGGACAGCAAAAGGUACCGCUACGCGUACCACCGGUCGUCGUGGCUGGUGGCGGGCAAGGCCGACCCGCCGGCACCCCCGCGGCUCUACAUGCACCCCGACUCACCCUUCACCGGGGACCAACUCAGGAAGCAGGUCGUCUCCUUCGAGAAGGUCAAACUCACCAACAACGAAAUGGACAAGAAUGGACAGGUAGGGGGAACUAAUUUGGUGCUGAACUCAAUGCACAAAUAUCAACCUCGCAUUCACCUCGUCCGGCUCAGGUCAAACUUUUCCGACAACGCACACAUUACCGAUCUGGAGUGCGAGCACUACAAAACCUACAUUUUCCCCGAGACCGUGUUCACCGCUGUGACUGCCUACCAAAAUCAGCUGAUCACCAAGCUGAAGAUUGACAGCAAUCCUUUUGCCAAGGGUUUCAGAGACUCCUCCAGACUCACAGAGUUUGAAAGAGAAACCAUGGAGUCGAUGUUGGCUGAGCAGCACUACCUCAGGUCACCCCUUCGACCUUUCUCCGAGCUCGACCUUUUAAACAACAACAACGGUUUUCAGGGCGCCUCUGCCCAAAACCUGAGCAUGGAGGAAAAGGCCCUUCUGGCCGCCCGCAGCCAGUUGUUCCUCCGAGCGGCGGCCGUGGCCGCCUCCACGUCCUCAUCCCCCUUUGGAAAUGCCGCCUCCACCUCGUCAGCAUCUCCCCUCCUCUAUCGCCCUCGACCUGAAAUGCCCUCCCCUCUGCCCCUUCAACAACUCUGGUCCCAAUGGGCCUGUCUGGGCCCUUCCUCACUCCUUGCGGCCCACUCGCAUUUCGCAAUGGCCGCCGCCGCGGCCGCCUCGCUUGCCUCGCCCGACGGCCUCCCCCGCCUGCCACGACCUGUCUACCCCUCACACCGAUUCAGCCCCUACUCUCUGCAACCCCCUACCGCCCCUAAGGACCUGUCGUCACCGCCAAACUCGUGCUCCAGCACUCCAGAUAGCUGCAGGGCGGACAAUAACUGUGAUGGUGCCUCUUCUUAAUUAGUUUGUUAAAAAAUAAAUCGACGCGAGGACUCUUUUUAACUUUCCAAACUCUUAGUGGAUCUCAACUUUUGAACGUAGUUCUCUUUUCAUAAAACACAUUUUAUAUUUUGCUGAAGGGGGUGAUUCCAGAUCAUGUUGUAGUCAUUUUGCGAAAUUGAUAAAAAAAAAUUAAUUAUUGCAUAUCAAGGAACUUUUUAAAUAAAAACUCUUUGAAAAAGUAUAACAUGAUUAAUAUUUUCUUUCGAAUUACAUUACGAUAGUUUUGAUAAUAUUAAAAAUUCCUUUUUCACAGGGAAUCACCCUCAAAUUUGAUUAAUUUUAUUUUUGCAAAAAUGUACAGAGCUUAUUCAGCUGCACAUAAUGUGAAUAAGAAAAGUUGUCAUCGAUGAAAAUAAAAUUUAUUAUCUCAUAAUAUUUCAUUGUAGAUUUGCGAAUGUUAAUGUGCAAUUCCAUGUUUCUCACUGUGGUCACGAUCAAU
Neocloeon triangulifer is the source of this 2453-nucleotide messenger RNA. RefSeq names its product T-box transcription factor TBX20-like. The record is from RefSeq and is a predicted model, not a curated record. The transcript has 6 exons. Gene Ontology annotation, cellular component: nucleus. NCBI's taxonomy places the organism in Eukaryota, Metazoa, Arthropoda, Insecta, Ephemeroptera, Baetidae. Gene Ontology annotation, molecular function: RNA polymerase II cis-regulatory region sequence-specific DNA binding; DNA-binding transcription factor activity, RNA polymerase II-specific. Gene Ontology annotation, biological process: cell fate specification; positive regulation of DNA-templated transcription; regulation of transcription by RNA polymerase II. Bases 407 to 1972 code for a protein of 521 amino acids.